AUGUUUGAAAGACUCAAGAGUUUCCACGGAUUGAAAGAAGGUCCAUUUGUGGCAGGGACGUAUAAUGAUUUGGUUUUGUGCUCCGACCACAAAUAUUUUGCUCGUUCGUACUACAUAUGCAAUCCGCACACCUUGAGCUGGGUUGCGCUUCCUCCUGCCCCUGCCCGAAGCAACGAGAUUGCACACGUGGGAUUCGUCUGCGAUGUGCCCUACUAUAACUACGAGGAAGGCGAUAAGGAGGGACGACAUGUCGUGCAGCUUAAUGCUCAGUACAGGUGCAAGGUUGUUAGAAUUCUUCCUCCUAGUGAUGAGGAACUUACCUCCGAUAAGUUUAUAAUAGAGGUAUUCUCUUUUGAGACGGGAGAAUGGAGAGAGUCAUUAAUAUCAUGCCCGCGAAAACUUCAUCAUGUUAUGUUUGAUCGCUUUGGCUUUGCUUGCAACAGAAGGUUGUAUUGGUCAAAUCACGUUGAGGGCCGUCUUCUGGUUAUUGGGUUGGAUCUGUUCAACGACAAUAACAUCACUAUCACUAGUAAAGACAGCAGUGUUGAUGAUGAAUGUCGUUUCACUGUAUUUGAUAAGCCUAUGGAUAAACACUCCAUUCAGUGCUUAGGUGAUCAGUGUGGAGGGCGUCUGCAUAUGUAUGAGUUGGACAUUGUCAGGAGAACUUUGUAUGUUUGGGAGUUGAAAGAAGAAGAUAAUCAAGGAGAUGGGAAAUUGUGUUUGAGUGAACACAGGGUUUGUUCCUUGGACCCCGAAAUGUACCACAAUAAUGCGUAUCCACUUAUAAUGGCAAGUGUGGACCCGAAUAACAAGGAUGUUUGGUAUCUGCGUGUGAAUGAAGAUGUUGUUAUGUGCAACAUUCAAACAAGGGAGUGGUCAAUGAUAGCUGAAAAGAGUGAAAUUAUUACGAGUAUAUACUUCUUCCCGUAUGUGCUGCCGUGGUGGCCGACACCUGUUCCUAGACUACCACAGCAGCGUGCUAAUCAGCUAGCCCGUGGAGAGGAAUUAGCCGCGAGCUAG
Molecule: messenger RNA, 1020 nt
Organism: Pyrus x bretschneideri (Chinese white pear)
Lineage: Eukaryota; Viridiplantae; Streptophyta; Magnoliopsida; Rosales; Rosaceae
Exons: 1
Coding region: 1-1020 (339 amino acids)
Source: RefSeq, a predicted model, not a curated record